AUGUUUGCUUUCACUAAGGCCAUUCAUAAGAUGCCAUGGACCUCUAAUGCCAGCCACAAAGGGUGCAAGAUUGUAGCUCAGUUCAUGGCAAUGGUCCUUGUGUACAUCAUGGCUGUCUUCAAUUGCAGCAGUCCUCUCCAUGAUCAUUUCAAAGUAGCCAAGACCUUCCCUAGUGCAUGGACCAAGAAGCACAGCAAUAAAGGCAUAUGUCCUCUCCUUCUUGUCUGCUUGGGAUUGGCUAGCACUUGGUCUGGAUGCAUCUGGAAAGGGGAAACCCUCAACAUUGAUUGGAACAUCCUAACAUGCAAUGAGGUUGGGAAACUUCAUCAGAAGAUUAUCAAAAUGCUCUGUGGUCAACAGUUUGGUCCCUAUCAAGCUCAGAUUCUUGGGAUGACAACUCAUACCUACACUGUGAAUCCAGGUGCAUGA
Suillus subaureus is the source of this 429-nucleotide messenger RNA. RefSeq lists its product as uncharacterized. The coding region runs from base 1 to 429 and encodes 142 amino acids. The transcript is spliced from 2 exons. The record is from RefSeq and is a predicted model, not a curated record. Lineage: Eukaryota; Fungi; Basidiomycota; Agaricomycetes; Boletales; Suillaceae.